UAGUGACAAAGGAAGAAAGUACUUACUUGCUGAAAUAAACAGAAACAAGAAUAGAAAUAAAUUUCCGUCCUGCUUCCUUGGUUUGGCUGUGGAGAAUUUCCGCAGCCACGAGCGCACCCUUACCACCUAGAGUUCCGCAUUUGUUGCCGUUUACUCGGUCACUGCAUGUCGCCUUAUUUGUGUAUUUUACAUACAAGUUGUCUAACUCUAAGUUGGCGGAAAGUUCCUCAAUACAAAUUCGAAAUUCAAACUUGAUUUAGCUCCGCAUCAAAGCGGCUGGCAUUGGAUCAUGUCAGUGCAGGUGUCCGGCAAUGCGCUGCUCGCCGCGAAGCGGAUGGGAGUGUUGGGUGGCAGUACGCGAAGCAGCAAGGCGGCGACCGGAGCCGCGUCGGCACCGAGUGCUCAGCCAGAGCAUGCCGAAGUAGUAGGAGAGGAACACCACGAGCCGGAGGUGCACGCCGAGAUGUACGUGGACGAAGCUUUUCGGUUCGCAGGCCCCAGUAUCACACAGAAAAGAGGUAGCCAAUUACGGUCGCAUUGUUGAUGCGCAAUAAAACCUGAGAGUAAAGACAAACAGAUAAGGUUCGUUCUGUAAGAAAGUAGAACUAGAAGUACAUCGAAGUAGAGUGCUGUGCAGCAUUUCAAGUCGAAGAUGUUUUUCAACGCAUCGGCAUCCGAAUCCGUGUCGUGCUACUGUUUAUUUUCUGUGUGAUACCCGGCACCAAGAAGCUUGCCAACGCGAAAAACAUGUUUCGGCAACGGUGCUGGUUGCUGGCCUUCAAGUGCAUGAAGCAAAAGUGGAAACUCGAGAAGGACGAGUUUCGCAUCUCGGAGCAGUACGACACGAUCAAGGAGCUGAAGCGGCAGAAUUUUCUGACGAAGACGGAGGCGGAUGCGCGGGUCGCGGACUACAAGAGCCAGAUGCUGGUGGUUCGGGAGAACGAGAAGAAGGUGAACGAGGAGAUGGCGCGGUUGCAGGAGCGCACGCUGCAGCUGGAGCAGAUGCUGCAGGCGACCAACGACGCGCGGAACGCGCGCGAGACCGAGCUGGGCAUGAUGCAGUCGUCCAUGGACUCCCUGCUAAAGGACGCGAAGGAGGCGGUGCGGUUCGAGUUCCGGGAGCGGGAGAAGCAGAUCGCGGAGGAGAACAUGCACCAGCAGGAGAUUCUGCGCAAGGAGGCGCUGGGCUACAAAAACAAGAUCGUGGAGGUCGAGCGGGUCAUGCGCAGCCGGCUGCAGGAAGAGCGGCUCAAGCUGGCGGAACAACUGCUGCAGGAACGCAAACUGAAGAUCAAGGAGCGCAUGCAGCGGAUGACCAUGGCUUUCCACAUGGAGGGAAAGGAUGCCGCGCACGAUAAAGCUAUGGCAGACGCGAAGGCGGAGAAGGAUAAGGAGGUAGCUGCCGCGAAGGCGGCUGGCGGGGGCGGAAAGAAGGAGAAGAAAAAGCUGCAGAAGCAGGAACUCAAGGAGAGUCAAGUCAACCAAAAUCCGGAGAAAAAAGAGGAAAUUAAAGCUGCACCAGCGCCGAAGGGUACUAAGUCAUUUUUUUUCGGAUACCUUUUUGUUUGAGGACCAAAGAAAGCAAUGCCGGAUAUCGUUGAUAUGCUUUGUAUAGUAAAGUCAGUGCGAAUUUGAUUCAGCAUGACGACACGGCAGAUCAUCAUGCUGGGGCAGAUUCAAAUCUACCUAGCUAAGUAGUGAUGUACCCCAAGAAGUAGAAGAGAGGCACGUCGCGCCACCCAAAAUUGCUAUUUCUUUUUUUGGUUCUACUUGUUCUGUGUGCAUAAUUUGAAAUACGAACAACAAGAAAAAACAAAAACAAAUCCCACACCUACAGCUGCUCCCUCCGUGGACCAGGUGCCAGCGCCGGCUGCGACACUGGCCGAAGAGAUUGCGCCACGGUUGACCGAGGAGGACAUCCGCCACGCGAUCGACGCGUGCGAGGAGCGUUUCGAGCUGGAACGGCAGAAGUGGCAGGACGAGCGCGCGGAGCUGCGGCUGAUGUACGAGCAAAAGGCGCUGCUGCACGCGCAGCAGCAGUGCGACAAGGUGGCCCGCUACAACGAGCUGGCGGAGCGCAACCGGGAGCUGGAACGGUUGGUGGUGCGGUUCAAGGAAAUCGAGCGGCUGCACAUCAUAUGCAUUGCAAAAAUGUCUGGGUCUGGAAGAAUGCAUGAUUUGUCAUGCAUAUUUCUCAUGACCUUGACCCAUGAUGCCUGUAAUGCUUGGUCUAGCAUCGCAGACUUUUAGAGGGCUUCCUGAUGCACCUUCCGCAUGAGAAAUGCCCUGUCCGUGUAGCAAAAACUGUGCCCGUCUUGCUGGUCACGCAAUACAAAUUUUUUUCGAGUCCAAAAACAGCAUGACAAGUUGCAAUCUUCCAGACCCAGACAUUUUUGCAAUCCAUACAUCAAGCAGACCCAGAGCGAGAAAAACCAGCGGCUGCACACCCUGCACCGCGUCACGCGGAUGGCGCAACUGGCGCGCGAGGAGAACCUCGGCCCACUGGAGGAAAUCAAGGACGUGAAGGACCUCCGGGCGCGGGCGGAGGCGGUGGUGAAGCUAAAGGCCCUGGAGGACCCGACCCACCGCAUCGCCCGGUUGAUCGCCGGCGAGAAACGGAUGCGGCAUCCCACGCUGAACCCCACGCUCCUGGAGGCCCCGAAGACUAUCAAAUGCAAAAAUGUCUGGGUCUGGAACAUUCUAAACUUGUGAUGCUGUCUGUGGAUUCUGAAAAAAUUUGUAUUGCAUGAACAGCAAGAGGACUCCAGUUUGUGCUACGCGGAGAGGGCGUUUCUCAUGCGGUAGAGGUAUCAGAGAGCGCUCUAAAAAUCUGUGAUGCUACGGCAUGCAUCACAGACGUCAUGGGUCAUGGAAAAUAUGCAUGACAAGUCUAGAAAUCUUCCAGACCCAGACAUUUUUACAUUUGAUAAAGACGGAGACGGAGCAACUGUGGGAGCUGUUCGGGUCGCUCCGCGAACUCGACCAAUCGGCCGCGGACCUGCAGCACACGCCGCAGCGGGGCGCGUUUUUGGAGCCGGACCCGCCGGUGUACACCCCGGACUACGCCUUCGAAAAGCUCUACACCAAGUUCCCCCACAACCUGCCCGACAUCGACGAAUACAACACCGCGGUCAGCAAGCUCCGUCGCGCCAAAGACAAAAUCGCCACCAUGAACCUGUUCGGCGGGGGCUCCUCGAGCCUGGCGGCAGGCGCCGGGGGCGAACAGGAUAGUAGUACAACCGGGGCAGGCCCGAACGAAGUCGCCGCUCCUCCGACCGCAGGAACUUCCCUUCCUGCACUCCCGGAGCUUGUCAGUGAGGCCGCAGGAGAAGUUGUAGCGCCACCAGUAGACUCGGUUCCGCCCGCGGAGGCGGAGUAAGUAGCAGCUGUGGUCAUGAUCCUUCAUCUGGAUGGAUUGAAAAUCAAAAAUUCGAACCGGAGGUGGAAAUGAACGGGCACUAGGUCACAUUUUUUACCAUAAUGUACAAUAAUGCUUUGCAGCAGCAGUGGGCUUCUUGAAGAUAGCGUUCAAAUGUAUGGUGUCAAGGCGAGUAAUUUGCCGUAAAGUUGUGUACAAAAUGGAAAUUCUCUCGCUCGUUUCGAUCGAUUUACCAAUAGUAAUAGGCGCUUCAUUUUUCCGAUACAAUCUCCGGCAAAGGCGAAAAUAAUCAAAGUGCUCUUUGUAUCAUGCGAAAAGUACUGGUGCUAAUCCUAGUUUUUGUUCUCCUUGAUGUUGAUGUAUUUUAGCGUUGUACACGACCACGCUAGUUGUUGGUGGCCAUCGGGGGAUUUACCGAAUGGCAUGCAACUUUUUGUAAAAUCUAUUAUUGCCCUUUUUGAAGAAGUUGCACUAGCAGCGCGCGAAAUGAA
Messenger RNA from Amoebophrya sp. A120, 3870 nucleotides. The record is from the annotation of a GenBank genome assembly. Lineage: Eukaryota; Dinophyceae; Syndiniales; Amoebophryaceae.